AUGGAUAACAUUGAUCUACCGCUAUCGUCUUCUUCAUCUAUUAAACUACGUUCUGAAAGUGAACGCGCCAGAAGUGCCACCUUAAAUUCUAUAGAUAUAGCAUUCCAUUCUGUUGAUCGAAAUAGAACUGGUCAACAGCAACACGAAAAUGACAAUACAUUACUUUCAACCACUUCAUCACCACAAUCAAAGUCAGGGAAAAAUCAAAGCAGACCACCGCGUCCCGAUAUAAAGAGAGCUAGAAGUGCAACAAUGUCAAUGCUACAGGAUAACUCAAGUUUCCACUCAAUACAAAAUACAGAGAGUCCAACUUGGCUACUAAGUGAUCUAUUGUCCAACUUGGCUGUAUUUAAAGAUAAAAAUGAAUACUCGAUAGUUGCCAAGGCAAAUGAUCUAGUCAUGCUAUUCCAGCAACACCCCAACUUAAAACAUGACGUACAAAUCAAGGCUGUAUUACCAAGAAUACAAUUUAUGUUGUACCACCCAGUUUCGGAGGUUCGAAGUUCAUGCUACAGGAUAAUUCGAUACUUGAUUGUUAACUACGAAAGUUUGAUGAUAUUGGUACAACAGAAGUUAUUGAUUUAUAUUAUUAUCAGUUUGUCAAAUACACGAAAUGUGUCGGUGAUCGAAAUGGAACAAAGCUUGAAAUUGAUUCGAGAAUUUUUGACUGUUGAUAAAGGUUCAGAUCUAUUGUCAGUUGGUGUCAUUAAAACUUUAAUUACUAUAGUUGAAGAGAAUGGCGAUAGUAACAAUAAUGGGUUUGGAAAUAUAAAUGGGAAUAGUGAUCAUGAAGGAAUUAUAACAAAGGGGAUAGAAAACAUUCCAGAGGGUUUUAAAAAUGCCUGUUUAGAAACCAUUUGUGAGAUAACAUUAUUGAAUCCAGAACUAAUUUGUCAUUCAGGUGGAUUCAAGCUAAUUAUUAAUUCAAUUUUGGACAGACCAAUUGAAAUUGGAUCAACCUGUUUGAUGAUUGUUUUGAAGUUAUUAGAUUUUGAGAAUUCAAGAAAAUUUGUUCGCAACGGAUUCGAUUUGGAUUCAUUGAUUUCAAUUUAUUCAAAUUUAAGUGAUCAUGACGAUGAGACCAGUCUUGACAAUAAUUCAACCAGGAUACGAAAAACUUCCAAUUAUAAACUUCAAAAAAUUUCAUUUUUGAUAUCAACUCUAUUAAAGAAUUUUAAUGGAAUAAUUGCAUACCUGAUCAAUGAUUUCACAAGCAUUAAAAAUCUUCUUAUGAACUUGCAGAAAAAGAAUACCAAAGUACGGGAAUCAAUCUUGGAUUUGUUAUUGGAUGCAUUGAUGAUCCAGAGCUUUCCUUGGUUGAAAAAUUCACCUAUUGGCGAUUCAAUAACGAGAUACAAUGAAUUGUUUAACAGUGGUUAUCAAUUUAAAUUUGAAUUCAAACCACUAGACGAUGAAUUCAGCAAAAACAUAUUACACCACCAUCAGGGUCUUCUAGCAUUGAUACUUAUCAAGAAUGGCAUCUUUAAACAGUUGACUCAAAUAAUCGAGGAAAACCGUGGUAUAGACAUUCCAUCCCACAGCAUUGAGCAUAAACGAGCAACCAUGCUCUUGACCAAUUUGUAUGCAAUGGCAAACAACUAUUUACCUGCGGAAUUGAUCGGGGAAAAACUGUUGCUCCCCGAUUUAUCUUUAUGUGCUUCAUUUGAAAUUUUCAAUGAAACAAGACAUGAAUUUCGUCCUACAGCAGAAUACAAUCAACAUGUGAAAUCAAGCAUUAAACAACUAAACAUACAAGCAAAAUACAACAUUGAUGAUAAUGCAUUCAAAACUAUGAUUAGUAAUAGCAAAAUACUAGCAGUUAAAGAGUUUGAAGAUUGGAACUGGCAAUUGCUACUAACGUUAAUACAGGGUCCUUUAGGGAAUCCAAAAAGAUUCGAUGAAGUUUUAGAAAAAGUUCCCAAAUUUUUCAAAAGAUUAUUGUCAUUUUAUCGGCCAUUUAAAUAUCGGUUUUCAACAGUGGUCCUAACCAAGGACAAAAAUAGUUUUAAGUACAUUAAUAUUGGUUGUCAAUUGAUUGAAUUAUUUUUAAGUCUAGACAAUGGUAUCAAAUAUCUAAGCAAAUCAAAAUUAUUACCACAAAUUUCUGAGAUAGUUGCACAGAUUGACCCAUUUAGUGGGAUAACCUCAAGGGACCUGAUUUUAAGUGAAAAAAGACUUGAAACAACUGCAUCAGUUGGAUAUUUAAGAUUUAUCGGUGUUUUAAGUAGUCAUAGUCUGGGAAUCAGAUUGUUGGAACAAUGGCAGUUUUUCACAUUAUUUUUAAAUAUAAUAUCCUCAAGCACUGAAUCAGAAACCAAUAACUUGUUUAUUUUAACAAUUUUCAAGUAUGCAGACUUUUGCAUUGAUUCCCCUUUUAGAAAUAUUCUAGAAAUGGCAACUAGAGUAAGCAAUUUUAAGAUCAAGAACUAUUUAUUAAAGCAUGUGUUGCCGCGAUUGAUUAAGACUGAAGAAUGCAGUCUAUUCACAAUUAGAAUUUUGGUUGAAAAUUUGUAUAGUAUUGGUCCAAGUAAAAAGGGGAAUGGUGAUGAAGAUAUUGUCAUGAAAUCCAUUGAAAUAUUAUAUCAAUAUUAUCAGGAGGACAAUUUUCUUAAUUUGGAUACAUUAAUUCAGUAUCAACCACUGAUUGAAAUACUCCAAAGAUAUCUAUUAGGUAAAAAGUUGUUGAUCAACUUUUUAAGGUUUCCUCAAGGGUUCAAGUAUUUGGAACGAUUGGGAUAUUUAGAAGAGAAAUUUAACAAAUUGACACAAGUACAGGACUUCAAGUAUCUUUACAAAAUAAACUCGAUAAUUCAGUAUCAGUUUUUCCCUCAUGUAUUUCAUGCAAAUAACGGUUUGAACGAUGAUAAUGGUGAUGUUGAUGAUCAGCUUUCGAUUUAUUUUUUAAAGAAUUUGUUAUCUACCGAGGAGGGACUAAACUUUUUCCAAUUUGGAAAAGGUAAAGAAUUCCUAGACUCAAUUUUAUUAUCAACAGAAAUAAUUUUUCAACAAAUUUCCCAAGAUUCAAAAUUCCAUGACAUUGAAAAUCAAGAUGACGAAGAAGUUAGGUUUUUAAUCAAUGCUGUUAAACAAAACCUUUGGUUGAUAGGAAAUUUAGCCCUUGGAGAAUUUGGCAUUCAAUUAUUAGACCCAAUGUAUAAUAAUUCAUUAAAUGCCAAUAACAAUUCAAUAAUUAACAUAAUUAUUGAGAAUUUUAGAACUUGUUCAAUUUGGCAAAUAAGAGGCAUUUGCUUUUAUGUUUUAGGAAUGAUUGCUAGCACCAUUGAAGGGAUUGAGAUUCUUGAUGAAUUUAAUUGGGUUAGUUGUGUUGAUCAAUAUGGGAAUUGCAAGAGACUAUCGUACCCAAAAUUUGGGAAAUUGGUUGAAAUUUUCAACAUAGAGAUGAGUAAUCCCUAUAGAGAUACAAGAUAUUAUCACAUUUUUAAUAGUAUUCCAUUAGAAGUGACUGAACCUAAUUCAAGCACAAUCAACAACGAUGGAGAUGAUGGUGUUGAAGAAUUAGCUAUCAGUGACAAUACCGAUAAGUCUACUAACGCUAAUGGUGGCGAAACAGAGGAAGAUCAAGUUAAAGUUUCAUUAAGACGUAAAAUUAUUGUCUUGAUAACAAACUUGCAAGCAGUAUUAUCCAAGAUUGUCAACAAAUCGAUUCGCGAAUUGAACAAAUUGAGAUCAAUUUAUCCUGAAGUAUUCAAUUCCGACAUUGAACUAUUUCUUGAAAUAAUGAAAUUAAUCGAUAAAGCGAACUUUUCAUAUCAUCAGCGAAGCUUUAUAUUGAACUUGUUUCUAAAAAAAGAUACUAAAAUACUUGAGAACUUGAACAAAAAAUAG
Molecule: messenger RNA, 3846 nt
Organism: Candida dubliniensis CD36
Lineage: Eukaryota; Fungi; Ascomycota; Pichiomycetes; Serinales; Debaryomycetaceae
Gene: TSC11
Product: TORC2 complex subunit
Exons: 1
Coding region: 1-3846 (1281 amino acids)
Biological process (GO): TORC2 signaling
Cellular component (GO): TORC2 complex
Source: RefSeq, a predicted model, not a curated record